CGCGGACAACACGCGCAUUGGGUUAUCGCAGGCGGAGGAGUGACACCUGUUACAGAGGGAGCCGGGAGAGCAGAAAGUCAGCCUUUAUACGUCAUCACAGACGCCACCUCCUCCUCUGUCCCUCCUCCCCCUUGCCCAGCCUCCGUCCCCCCACCCACGCCUCCCUCUUCACCUCCGCCAGGUGGGACCAGGCGGGACCAGGCGGGACCAGGCGGGACCAGGCGGGACCAGGCGGGACCAGGUGGGACCAUGUGGAUGCUGGACAAGAUCCGCGGCUCGGUGGAGACGGGCGUGCUGCGGCAGGGCGAGAACGGGGACAAGAAGGGCGCCGCCCUGGGCUACAGCAACGUCCUCACCCCCGACAAGAUCCCCGACUUCUUCAUCCCCCCCAAGCUGGUCAACAACCCCCCCGAGCCCGAGGUCCCAGAGCCCAAGCCCAAGGAGAGCCUGCGGCCGUCGGCGUCGGAGAACGCCAUCGGGGGUGGCGGCGGCGGCGGUAAGAAGAUCAGCAGCCCCCGCAGCCCCCGGCUGGUGGCCCGGCUGGCGGGGGACACCAAGAACCUCCUGCGCCACGCCGCCAACCGCCACAUCAUCCAGAUCGAGAGCGCCGACGACGUGGUGGCCGGCGACACCAACGCCGACCCCCAGUCGCAGACCGCCAUGUCCCUGCCGUACGUGCCCAAGACGCAGACCUCCUACGGCUUCGCCACGCUCAAGGAGAGCCCGCACACCCGCCGCAAGGAGUCGCUGUUCCACUGCGACCCGCCCAGCCCCGCCACCUCCCCCGGCGCCCAGAGGAAGGGCGGGGGGAAGGGCGGAGAGGCGGGGGCCACCUCCUCCUCCACCACCGCCAACCACCUGAACCCGGCCGUCAACUCCUCCCACAUGAACCCCUACCGCUACUUCAGCGGCGGCGAGAGUGACACCUGCUCCUCGGCCGAGUCCUCGCCCUUCAACUCCCCGCUGCUGUCGCGCUCGGCCUCGCUGCUCAAGAUCUUCACCCACGAGACGCAGGCCAAGGUGGUGAAGGCCAAGCGCACCUUCGCCCGCCACAGCUCCCUCUCCACGGACGAGGGCAGCUCGGCCGAGCCCAGCCCCAACGCCCAGCGCCGGCUCCACGGCGCCGACCCGGGGGGCCCGCGCGAGCACACAGUCAACCUGCACAAGGGCGGCACGGUGCGCGUCAGCGCCAACUACGACGCCGGCACGUCGCGGCUGCGCGUGCGCGUGCUGGCGGCGGAGAGCCUGUACGACAAGGCGGUGGACAUCAAGAGCAUCCACUGCUGCGUGUCCGUGUACCUGAACCCGGGCAAGCAGCAGAAGCAGCGCAGCAACAUCAUCAAGAACAGCCGCAACCCCGUCUUCAACGAGGACUUCUUCUUCGACGCCGUCACGCCCGCGCAGGUGAAGAGCCUGGCGCUGAAGAUCAAGGUGGUGAACAAGGGCACCAGCCUGAAGAGAGACACCCUGCUGGGGGAGAGGGAGGUGGCCCUCAGCAAGCUGGUCUCGGGGACCUAG
Messenger RNA from Gadus chalcogrammus (walleye pollock), 1518 nucleotides. RefSeq names its product C2 calcium-dependent domain-containing protein 4C. The record is from RefSeq and is a predicted model, not a curated record. NCBI's taxonomy places the organism in Eukaryota, Metazoa, Chordata, Actinopteri, Gadiformes, Gadidae.